CCCCAGAUACAGGCUUCUUCAAGUUCAGGAUGCUUUCUCUCUAGGACUUGAGCCAGAGGUCCCCCUCCCUACCAGAAACUCCCAAAUAUGCCACCUCUGGCUAUGGGACAGGAGUGCAGGCCAUGUACUUAGAAGCAAGCACAGAAACUCGGACACCCACCCUCUUCCCCACUGGGGGUAGGAACCUAGGACUCUCUCUCCACAGGACCCAAGCUUCCCACAAGAGGAGGAGUCCAGGAUGGAGAAAGGGGCAGAGCCAUGGAGUUGGGUACUGGAGACCUCUAGUGCCAGAUCCCAUGACCUCCGUCCAGAUCCUGCCCUAGAAGCAGCUGGCACUUCCACACCCGGGAUGCGGCGCUCUGUCCUGGUCAGGAACCCAGGCCACAAAGGCCCGAGACCUGCUUAUGAAGAGCUUGACUCAGACUCAGAAGACCUGGACCCCAACCCCGAAGACCCAGAGCCUGACCUGGAAGACCUCAACACUGUCUCUGAAGAUGUGGACCCCAGCUUGGAAGAUCUAGAGCCUGUCUCUGACAAUCUGGACCCUGAUGCAGACGCUCCAAGUUCCAUCUUGGGGACCCGCGCCAUGGAUCCCCAAGAUCUCAACCCCAUGUCUUCAAGUUUUGAUCUCGAUCCAGACGUCAUUGGCCCUGUCCCUCUGGUCCUUGACCCUAACAGCGACACCCUCAGUCCCCCAGAAGCUCCAGACCUGGACCCCCUCUCAUCCGGCCUCACUGCCGCCCGGGAAGGCCUGGCCACCAGCCAGGAGGUGCUCCCCGCACCUGCCAGCCCUCCCCGGCCCUUCUCCUGCCCCGAUUGCGGGCGAGCCUUCCGCCGCAGUUCGGGGCUAAGCCAGCACCGCCGCACCCACAGUGGCGAGAAGCCCUACCGCUGCCCCGACUGCGGCAAGUCCUUCAGCCACGGCGCCACGUUGGCGCAGCACCGGGGCAUCCACACGGGCGCGCGGCCCUACCAGUGCGCGGCGUGCGGCAAGGCCUUCGGCUGGCGCUCCACGCUGCUGAAGCACCGCAGCAGCCACAGCGGCGAGAAGCCGCACCACUGCCCCGUGNCGCGGCCGCACAAGUGCCCCGUGUGCGCCAAGGGCUUCGGGCAGGGCUCGGCGCUGCUGAAGCACCUCCGCACGCACACGGGCGAGCGGCCCUACCCCUGCCCGCAGUGCGGCAAGGCCUUCGGGCAGAGCUCGGCGCUGCUGCAGCACCAGCGCACGCACACGGCCGAGCGCCCCUACCGGUGCCCGCACUGCGGCAAGGCGUUUGGUCAGAGCUCCAACCUGCAGCAUCACUUGCGCAUCCACACCGGCGAGCGGCCUUACGCCUGCCCGCACUGCUCCAAGGCCUUCGGGCAGAGCUCGGCGCUGCUGCAGCACCUGCACGUGCAUUCCGGGGAGCGCCCCUACCGCUGCCAGCUCUGCGGCAAGGCCUUCGGCCAGGCGUCCAGCCUCACCAAGCACAAGCGCGUGCACGANGGGGCGGCUACGGCGGCGGCUGGCCUGGGCCUUAGCCCUGCUUCGGUGUUGCGGCCCGGGCAGGUCUCCCUCCUGGGUCCUGAUGCUGGCUCUGUGCUUGGCUCUGGCCUGGGCUCCCUCCCCAAUCCCAGCCCCAAAACUGGCCCUGGCUCUGGAUCUACCCAUGCUCCUGAUCCCGUCAAGUCUUCUGACGCUAAGCCUGGUCGCGAUGCCAAUCCUGACCUUGUGGCCAGCCCCGACCAUGGAUCUGGUCACAGCUCAGACCCAGAUCCUGUGCCCAGCCCCAACCCCAACCCUGAGUCCUGCCCUGACCCCAGCUCUCCCACCCAUGACAGCUCAGCCCUCCCUACCUGUGAGAGUCCCAAGUGGGUGCAGGAGCGAGGGGCACUGCUGGGGCCUGAUGGCUGAAGGGGAUGCCAGCGCCCACGGAGGCCUGGGGAAGUUGUGUGUUGUGCAGUUAGUAAAAUCCUCUCACUGCCUUCUGGCUCUGCUUCA
Molecule: messenger RNA, 1981 nt
Organism: Miniopterus natalensis
Lineage: Eukaryota; Metazoa; Chordata; Mammalia; Chiroptera; Miniopteridae
Gene: ZNF358
Product: zinc finger protein 358
Biological process (GO): embryo development; regulation of transcription by RNA polymerase II
Cellular component (GO): nucleus
Molecular function (GO): RNA polymerase II cis-regulatory region sequence-specific DNA binding; DNA-binding transcription factor activity, RNA polymerase II-specific
Source: RefSeq, a predicted model, not a curated record